UCAGUUUAAAAAUUGAAUAAUUGUCAAACGCAUUAAACUAACCUUACUCUUUUCACAUUAAUGUUUUUAUUGUUUUACAAAUAAAUCUCGACUUUUGGAAUUAUAUCAUGGACACAACACCAAAAGCAAAACUCCGUUUAUCUACCAAAGCAAAAAAAGAUGUUAAAAAUGGGGGCAACAAUUCAGCGGCCCUCCAGUCGCCUGUGAGAAAAACAGUCCAACGUGAGGGCGACAGUGACUAUAGCCCCAUUUUUUUCCCUUCAACUCAGGAAUCUAACGACGAUAUUGACGUAUUGUGGGACUGGCAUUCUCCCCAAACCAGCCAGAAAAAAAGAAAAAAACAGAAGCGUUUACUACCGUCCCAGUCACCAAAAAUCCCCCUACGACGGUUCCCGUCUAAUAAUCAAAGUCAGAAUUUUGAAAAAUUGAAAAAUGAGUUGAAGGCGCUUCAAGAGGAACUGGCAAUGCCUGAUGAAAGUUGGCUCUCUGUUUCGCCACAAGAGGAAUGUGACUUCAAAAGCAGUCUCAACAGUAAAAUAGUCGUAGAACCAGAGUCGUUGUUUGAUGAUGACGAUUUAUUCAACGAUUCUUUUGAUGAACAGCUUGUUUUGUUUACCCAGCAAAUAGAAGGUGAACUAUUGAACAAGGAAAAAGUGGAACCAAGUGAUAAAAAAUCAGAACAAUCCACCGAAACUGAUAACGUAGUUAAUAAACACACAGCGAAACAAGAGAACGUAAAUUUAUCACAACCCACGAAAAUAUGCGAUAGUGAAGUUGAUAACAUAAUUAAUAAAUACGUAACCAAAAAAGACAACGAAUUAAAUUUAUCAGAUAGUUUCUUUGAGGAUGUUGUAAGUGAUCUCGCAUUUGACGAUUUACAGCAAAAUAGUUCACCUAAUCAAUCAAAAGUUCCUUUUCAAAGAACGCGCUCGGAAAACUGUUUCAACAAAACCACACAGAACGUAAUCCAAACAGCGUCGGGCAAACUCGAAUUUAAUAGGACUCGAAGUUUUGAAAUGACGAGAGAAACCAAAUGUACCGAAGAAGAAAUAGAAAGGAAGCGACUUGAAGCUUUAGCGAAACGUAAUUCUAAAAAGAGACAAGAAAGUUCAGCGCCAAUCAAAUGCUCUCCUGAAGAAAUUGAGCGGAAGAGACUAGAAGCCAUGGCCAAGUUGCAAGCAAAGAAAAUGCAAGAUGUGAUCGAGAAGAAGCGACAAGAAGCCUUAAAGAAGCUGCAGAUGAGAAAACAGAACGCGUGCCAUGUUAAAAGCACAUUAGCUACAAGGCUUUAAAUAAGUUUAAGUUGAUUAAUAGAAUUUAUUAAGAAUUGUAUAAAAUAAAUAUUUUGCUACAAGUCUUUCA
This is a messenger RNA of Tribolium castaneum (red flour beetle), 1362 nucleotides long. RefSeq lists its product as uncharacterized. Bases 108 to 1292 code for a protein of 394 amino acids. The transcript is spliced from 3 exons. NCBI's taxonomy places the organism in Eukaryota, Metazoa, Arthropoda, Insecta, Coleoptera, Tenebrionidae. The record is from RefSeq and is a predicted model, not a curated record.